CACUGCCUGUUAAUUUCACAUUCAUGGAUAUGUCUUCUGAUAUCUCGCAUGGCGCUUCGUCUUCUCCAUACAGAGGUGUUCGCAAGAGAAAAUGGGGCAAAUGGGUGUCUGAAAUCAGAGAGCCCGGCAAGAAGACCAGAAUUUGGUUGGGCAGCUUCAAGACCCCGGAGAUGGCCGCUGCGGCUUACGACGUCGCCGCGUUGCACUUCCGGGGACGUGAUGCGAGGCUCAACUUCCCUGAGCUCGCCGGCAGCCUGCCCCGUCCGGCUAGUAGUGACGCCGAUGACAUUCGCAUGGCUGCACAUGAGGCCGCGUUGAGGCUGAUGACGGCGGGGCCCACUUCAGCCCUGGAGGAGUCGUCCGGCUCCGAGGUGGCUCCGGUGAUGGUCCGUCUUUCGCCGAUGCAGAUUCAGGCGAUCAACGAGAUGCCGUUGGACUCGCCGAGGAUGUGGAUGCAAAUGGCGGACUCGAUGAUGUUGGAUGAAACGAUGUCGUUUGUGUAUGAGGAUGGAAAGGAUAUGCACAGUGAUUCUCUGUGGGAUCCGUAGGGUAAUAUAUUAUUUAAUUCAUACAUUAUAAUUAAUUAUAGAUUAUCAUUAGUAUUAUAAUCAAUAUGGGGAAUAUCCAUAUAGGAUUAGAAGUAAUUAAUUAGUCAAAUCUUAAUUAAUUAUGUAGUUGACAAAUUAUUGAUUUAAACUAGAGCUAGCUAGCUGUAGGAAUUUGAACUUGAAAGUUAAAAAAAAAAAAAAAAAACACACGCGCACGCACGCUCAAAGGGCAGAAGUGGUUGGGUCAUUUUCCUUAAAGAUGAUGAAAGAAACCAUGACUGUUGAUAUUGAAAUUCUGUCUUAUUUAAUUAAUUUGAACGAGACGGAAUUUAUG
Neltuma alba is the source of this 882-nucleotide messenger RNA. Its product is annotated as ethylene-responsive transcription factor ERF021-like. NCBI's taxonomy places the organism in Eukaryota, Viridiplantae, Streptophyta, Magnoliopsida, Fabales, Fabaceae. The record is from RefSeq and is a predicted model, not a curated record. Gene Ontology annotation, biological process: regulation of DNA-templated transcription. The transcript has a single exon. Gene Ontology annotation, molecular function: DNA binding; DNA-binding transcription factor activity. Bases 24 to 548 code for a protein of 174 amino acids.